Molecule: messenger RNA, 2377 nt
Organism: Pteronotus mesoamericanus
Lineage: Eukaryota; Metazoa; Chordata; Mammalia; Chiroptera; Mormoopidae
Gene: TSPYL5
Product: TSPY like 5
Exons: 2
Coding region: 106-1332 (408 amino acids)
Biological process (GO): nucleosome assembly
Cellular component (GO): nucleus; chromatin
Molecular function (GO): chromatin binding; histone binding
Source: RefSeq, a predicted model, not a curated record
GAGGAGAGCCGGCUAGCUGAGGACCGCUAGCUAGCUUGGGACCGCGAGCUGGCGCCAGAGGCAACAAGGUUGGAGCGUGGCUUUGAAGUCGCGUCAGCUACCACCAUGAGCGGCCGAAGUCGAGGUAGAAAGUCCUCCCGCGCCAAAAGCCGGGGCAAAGGCCGCGCCAAAGCCCGAGUUCGCGCUGCUCCCGAGCACGGCCCGCACGACCCGGACCCUCCGCAGUGCCCGAGGCCCGGGGAGGAAACCCAAGCAGCACAGGUGCAGGCUGGCGCGGGUUGGGGUGGCCUGGAAACCGCUGCGCCCGCGCCGCCCUGCGGGCCGGGGGAGGAGGCUGCCUGCCAGCUCCCGCUGGACUGCGGCCUCGCGCUCCGAGCGGCCGGGGAGCGCGGGCAGGCUGCGACCAGGCUUGGCCUGGGGAAGGCCCCAUCCAUUUCGGAGCGUCUGAUGACAGACACUGUCUUCGUAGGAACCGCGGGAACUGUGGGAAGGCCGAAAAAUGGCCCCCGCGUUCGAAAUCUGCGCGGGCGUGCUGGGAAGAAGGCCCCAGUGGGGAAGGGGCCUCAGGCCAUAGCUGGUGGGAAGCCAAAGAGAGGGACCGCUGGGGAGUGUGCGUCUGUCCCAGUGGUAGAGGAAGAGGAGGUGGAGCCGGAUGCAGGGUCAGGGCCCCUGGCGACGGAUGGCAGCAUGGAUACGCUGGAGACAGUCCAGCUGAAGCUGGAGACCAUGAAUGCCCAGGCAGACAGGGCCUACCUCCGUCUAUCUCGCAAGUUUGGGCAGUUACGACUGCACCACCUAAAGCGCAGGAACCUCCUCAUCCAGAAUAUCCCGGGCUUCUGGGGGCAAGCGUUUCAGAGCCACCCUCAGCUAUCAUCCUUUCUGAACAACCAAGAUAAAGAAGUACUCAGCUACUUGAACAGCUUGGAGGUGGAAGAGCUUGGCCUCGCCAGGUUGGGCUACAAAAUCAAGUUCUACUUUGGGCGCAACCCCUAUUUCCAAAAUAAGGUGCUCAUCAAGGAAUAUGGUUGUGGCCCUUCAGGUCAGGUGGUGUCACGUUCUACUCCAAUCCAGUGGCUCCCAGGGCACGACCUCCAGACGCUAAGCCAGGGGAGCCCAGACAACAGCCCUAGCUUCUUUGGGUGGUUUUCAAACCACAGCUCUAUUGAGUCUGACAAGAUUGUUGAGAUAAUUAAUGAGGAACUGUGGCCCAAUCCCCUGCAGUACUACCUUAUGAGUGAAGGGGCACGUGGAGAGAAAGGAAAGGAGGGCAGGCAAGUUCCAGCAAGGCAGCCCACGGAGACUCCCGAGCCUGGGGUAAACAAAUCCAAGUAAUCUUGCACAAGGCUCCCUACUACCUCCUGCUGGACUGGUGUCUGGCCGACCACAUGUGUUUGACUGGCUUCUCUUCAUGUUGGCCUCCAUGCACUCUUACCCCUUUGAACUUCAAUUACAAGAAUAUGGCAUUUAUGAUCAUGUUCUUUUCCUCCCCAUGGCCUUGCUUAUUUACAUUAGUGUCACAGGUUAUGUGACCUCACUCCUACUGUUUCUGUGUUAAACAUACAUGCUUCAGAUGUGUGCUGCUUUUAUCUACAUGCCUGGACGCUGUUCUUGGCUCUGGCCUUUCGCAGCUGUCUUUAACAUGGACAUUUAUGAGUCAUUCUCCAAGAGGACCAGUGCAUCCUUAAACUCUGCUACUUCAAGGCUGGUGACUUUGGUGGGCUUUUUUAUUCAUGCUGGCUAUGCAUGCCACAUAUGGCAAGAUUUUGUGUUGCUGCUGCAAAAUGAAGCUAGUGCACAUGGUACUGGCCAUCACGACAGAACUGAUUGUUCAAUGGCCCUGGGGUCACUAGCCAAGGCACCACCUAUGGCAUCUCUGGCUUUGGACAAGGGUCCAUGCUUUCCUGCUGGGUAUGACACUUGACUGCUGGGCAUGAGUGAGACUAAGGGUGAGAAGCAAUUUGCCAUGUGUUCUAUACCAUCAUGCGUCUCUGCCUGCGUCUGGGCUCUUCCACUGGUGAACCUUCAUCAAGCUUUGCCCCAUGUCUCAUCACUAUGAGGCCGUUGAGUUUUGUCUAGGUUGUUAUUGGCUCCAGUUGGCUUCCUGUUCAACAAGAACCUCAAGAACUGCCUGUGGACCUAGACCCCCUGCCAGUGCAUGAGACACACACCUACCCUCCCCAGCCUUCUGGGUACCCUGUUGGCUGUCAGACUGAUGGGUGGGCUGGUAUAUGUGAACAUGUGCUCACUGUCAUCAUGCUGUGGCUCCAGAUGAGGGUGGGGACUAAGCUCACAUAGAAUCUAGGAGGAGCAGCAUCAGACAACCAAAUGCCACAUAAAACUGUCCAGCAGAAAAUGGUUGGAAAAAAUGAGAAGUGGG